UAUUGAUUGGCUAGGGAGCACUGAAUUCCCUUUGAGCAGUCUCAACCGUUGAAAUUUUAUCAUCGAACGGGCCAAGCUUGAAGCCCAAUGCUGACAUGGCAUGACAUCAACAGCUGCUGCUAAUGGCGCCUCGAAUUUCCUGUGAGGCGUGCAGGCACCAUAAUACAACCCACAUCACUGCUGGAGCCUGCAUCAGGUUGGCCGCCUCUUGUUGGGAGGCGACCACGCAGGGUAGUGAGCUGCAAGGGCUUUAUUUUUUGGCCUGUGCCAAUGCGCUUCGCGUUCUUGAGCCCAUGUUAGGAAGGCGCCAAUCGAGCAAAUACCUUACGUCGAAAAUCACCAACAAUUGCCCAGAAAUCAAGGGAUCUUUCAUGAUGCGCAUACUUAUAUAGCGCUCCAUAGUGUUCUUGACUAAAGUUGAGCUCUUGUCCUCAGGGCAUCUCGCUUUAACAAGGCUGGGCAUGGAAGGCGAAACAGAUACUCAGCAUGAUUCAGUCACUCAGCCACUGCUGAGCGGACCCCGCGAGACUGAUGCGAGCGAGCCCCUUCCGUCAUGGGCCACCCCCAGGGCCAAAUGGAAACUCGUCAAAGUUGAGAAUGGCCUGAGGAUAUUUCUGGACGCUUCUCCAGAGAGAAAGAAGGGGCGAGGCUGCUUCUGCUGCUUGAGGGCAGGGUCCUGCUCCCUCAAGGCAGUUGGUGUAGUCGCCGCCGCCCCAGACACUGUCUUCGAUCUAGUUACGGGCCUGGCCUCGGAGAGGGGCCAGUGGGACCCGCUGUUCGACAAGGGGCGCGUGGUGGAGAAAAUCGACGGCAGCACCGACGUCGUGCAGAAGUGCUUCAGGGCAGUCGGCACGAAUGUAAAAGCUCAGGACUUCUGCCUUCUGCGCUCAAAUGUAAGGCCUCCUGGUGGGUCGAUCGUCGUAUCGUACCAGUCCACCCAGCACAAGAAGUGCCCGGUACAGGCAGGAUAUGCCCGGGGGCAACUGAAAAGUGGCGGGUACAUCAUUACGGCGUUGCAAGGGGGCCCGCAACCCCAGACCUUGCUGGAGCACGUGGUAGAACUAGAUGAGGGGGGGUGGCUCUGCGGGCCGCCGGCCGAGGCGGUCGAGGCAUUGCAGCUGCAGCUACUUUACCGGAUAGCCGGUGCCCGGGAGUACUUCGCCGCCCACUUCCCAACCUCGGCGAAUCCUCAAUCGAUAGAAAGCUCCGGGCAAAGAACCCGCCUCGCCCCCCUAGUUAUCCGAAGGGUCGACAGCGCCCGGGCGAUCGGUUCGGGCACCCUGGAUUCGCAAGCGUCGGACGCCGAUGCAGAGUUCUUCGACGCGAAGGAGGGCGCGCUGUCCGAGAGUGCGUCCGAAGCGGGAAGCCCUCCCGCUUCUCUGGUCGACACUGCGACUUCUCCCUCCAUACCCCCCUUUUCGGGCUCUGUGCGACGGGCGUCCAACGUGGCGGACGGCCGUGACUGCUGGUCGGUGCCGGACCCAGCGGGGUUCAGCCUGCGCUCGAGGAGCUAUCCCUUCGAUGGCGGGAUGGAGCGCGCGAAGGAGCCCUUUUUCACACUUGUAGCAGUUGACUGGUUCAAGUCGGACGUCCGAAUGGACCGCUUGGCACGGCGGCCCGGGGGGCUCGUCAACCGGACGCUCAAAGGGGGGCCGCCGUUCGUCUUCGUCGUCAAUAUGCAGGUCCCAGCGGGGCCCGUGCACUACAGCAUGGUGUACUACUUCGCGUCGUACCAGCCCAUCACGGACCGCAUGCUCUUCCACGCCUUCAUGCACGGGGACGACGCGUACCGGGACGCGCGCCUCACGCUGCUGCCCAACAUACCCAACGGCUCGUGGUUGAUCCGCCAGAGCGUGGGCUCGCGGCCGGUGCCGCUAGCCCAGGUGCUCAAGUGCAGAUACGACAAGGGGGAGCACUUCUUUGAGAUCGAUGUCGACAUGGGGACGUCGGCAAUCGUGCGCUACGUGCUCAGCCUCGUGCUGCCAGUUGUCACCAUCUUAGUGGUCGACAUGGCCUUCCUGAUCAGGGGCGACACGGAAGAGGAGCUGCCCGAGGUGCUUUUAGGAGCCGUGCGGCUCCACACGCUCGAGCUGACGUCAGCAAUUCCGCCUCCACCGGAGGCUUGACCAGCGAAGCCUUCCAGAUUCGGGGAGUCUACGCAUCACUGCCAAUCAAGCUUCUUUGACCGAACGGCUAAGAGUUCCCGAAGUUCGACAUUUUGCGAGGAGACAGGGCAGCGACAGCAUUACCGUCCUAAUCGAUUUAGUAGAUACGAAAGAUCUGGUAUGGGAAUGUACAUUGUUUCGCACAGGUUUUGGGAGCUUCGUGGCAAGUAGCUUACAGAUGUGCUCCUGAGAAAGUUUGAACAACCAAACACAAUCUCCAGUGAGUUUGGAGUCUUGUCAGGCUUUUGUGAUUGUACAACGUCCAAGCAGGAAGAUGAGGCCCUUGCAGUUUCUGACACGUUAGCCUCUUUUGCUGCCUACUUUCGUCAGGAUUCCUGAAUAAUCCAUACUGCUUUCUGGGAACAAGAUUGAUACUGUGAUUCAUUUGCAACGUGCAUGUCCGCUAGGUAGGAGUAGAGCACUGGCUGCGCGAACCAGUUUUAGGACGAGAGUGUUAGUUCAGACAGUGACAAGUACGUGGAUGGGGCCUCACUUAAAACCAUUGUAACUUUGGUCCCGCUAAAAGACACACAAAACUUGAGACUCACGAGCACGUACGGUGUCACGCGGAAACGACCUACGUGAUGUAUCGAGCAUUCGGCAACUUCCCAAUUAAGCCCACU
This is a messenger RNA of Klebsormidium nitens, 2788 nucleotides long. NCBI's taxonomy places the organism in Eukaryota, Viridiplantae, Streptophyta, Klebsormidiophyceae, Klebsormidiales, Klebsormidiaceae. The record is from the annotation of a GenBank genome assembly.